Blumeria graminis f. sp. triticale is the source of this 1959-nucleotide messenger RNA. The record is from the annotation of a GenBank genome assembly. Lineage: Eukaryota; Fungi; Ascomycota; Leotiomycetes; Helotiales; Erysiphaceae.
AUGCAAAGGGUCGUUAUUGAUCUUUGCUCUAGCCCAUUGCCAGAGCUUCAAGUAUCAGCACACCCUAGUCGACUCGGGUCUACAGCUCAGUUGGCUGAGUCUAAUAUAGAUGAACCGCAAUUAAAUGGUACGAAGCGGCGUCAGCACCAUGCUCCUGAUAAAGUCUAUAUCCUCAGCAGCCCCACUGGCGACUUAGAUACUGCGAAACAGACGCCCAAGAAUGUCGCUGGAGACAAUGGAACCUUACGCAAGGCUAAUCUAGACUGGUUGACCCUCUCGCCGAACUCGCACACCUCGCCUUGCUGCACGCCUUCUUCCGCACCCUUCAGUGACAAGAAAGAUCCAUUUUCCACGGCUUCCAAUAAGAAGCGGCCGGGUGCUCUACUUCAUCUAUCCAGCCCAAAGAGACAAGAAGCUCGGAAGGCUCGCCGGGAGCCACUAACCCCAAUUAAGGCUGCAUGCAAAUCGACGGACCCUUGUCCCGAGAUUAUCGGAACUAACCACAGUACCAUAAUUCUCUCACCUAGCCCACCAACUUCACGAGAAAUAUCAGGAGCCGAGAACCUAGUAGGCAGAAAGAUUACAGUGAAACCAAGUGGAUACGAUAAAGAUAAAGUCUGGCAUGAUGACUUUGGCUGUGAACUUAGCGAUCAGGAGGGCAAAGUAAAAUCACCUCCCGUUGUGGUCUUAUCGGUAAAGCCGCGACGAAAAGCGUCCCACCCAAUCACGGCAUUACAUGACAUCUCUAAUACCUGUAGUGCAUCAACUCAAAAUAAACCAGAUCCCCGGGAGUCAAAAAAAAAUAUCAAGACCGUCUCAAGAAAAGCUGGGAUAGCUAAGACGGAAAGAGAAAUCUUCCGUCAAAGGGAACGCGCACAAAAAGAGGAAGCUAGAGAAGCUGGGCGGCAGAAGCGAUUAAAAGAAAAGGAAGAGAGAAUGAUAGAGAAGGAGCGCAUCGCCGCAAUUUCACGAGUAAAUAAACUCAAAGAUCGCCUUGAAACUACAACAGAAAUGAUUGUCGAGCUCCCUAAUACCAUGUCUAUUCCCCUUGCCAAACAGGUUUGUUCAUUUCUUGAUGGCGUUCAAGCCGAGCAUACAAUGAGCUCUAGUGAUUUGAACAUCAUCAGGUGGCGGCGUAAAGUGAAGGCGCGAUGGGACCCUUCCGCUAGUCAGUGGCUGCCUAUUCCUGAGUGUGUGCAGGAAGAAAACCAUAUCAUGUAUCACAUCACGGCCAAGGAAAUGGUGGAUCUAAUUACUGGUAGCGAAGGUCAUGAUUUUUAUGCCCAUAUGCUACAGCUCAAAGCUCGAUUCGCCGACCGCGCUAUUAUAAUUCUUAUUGAAGGCCUUAAAACAUGGCGCAACCAGAAUCGCGCCGUGAAAAAUAAGAAAUUUGUUUCUGCUGUUAGAAAUCACCUCGUCGACCCGGAGCAAUUGCAGCUGCCAUCGAAGCCAUCAAUGUCACACCGACCGAAGAAAGCACAAGUAGAAUAUGUCGCAGAAAGUUUAGUUGAUGAAGCGCUUCUUGAACUUCAGGUUGUGCAUGCCGUACUCGUGCACCAUACUGACAGCCUUCUCGAGACAGCUGAAUGGGUUAUGACGUUUACCCAACAUAUUUCCACUAUUCCUUAUAAAAUACAUACUAUCAGCGCCAAUAACACCAAUUUUUGCAUCGACCGGGGGCAGAUCAAUUGCGGCAAGGACACAAAAGAUACAUAUAUUCAAAUGCUCCAGCAGAUGCGCAUGGUGACCCAGCCGGUAGCAAUGGGUAUUGAAGCUAUGUAUCCAAGCGUGCAAAAAUUAUUCCGAGGUCUUGAGGAAAGUGGGCCGCUUGCACUGGAACAGUGUCGCAAGAGCGCACACAGAAAUGGAUCAUUAACAGAUGUGGCAAUUGGACAGGCUGUAAGCCGUCGUAUACACCGUGUCUUUUUAGGAAAGGAUCCAGCGAGUUGGGAGAUCUAG